Pieris rapae (cabbage white) is the source of this 4070-nucleotide messenger RNA. Its product is annotated as neurogenic protein mastermind. Lineage: Eukaryota; Metazoa; Arthropoda; Insecta; Lepidoptera; Pieridae. Gene Ontology annotation, molecular function: transcription coactivator activity. Bases 606 to 2651 code for a protein of 681 amino acids. The transcript has 9 exons. The record is from RefSeq and is a predicted model, not a curated record. Gene Ontology annotation, cellular component: nuclear speck. Gene Ontology annotation, biological process: positive regulation of transcription by RNA polymerase II; Notch signaling pathway.
GUCGCCGUUAUGUACCCCGCGCCCGUCAAGCCAGUUUCAGUGCUUCAGCCUUCAGUCAAUUCUUGUGUUUGCGAACUUGUGGGCGUUGAACUGUUUAUUGUGAUAAUGAUAAAUUUAAGUUAUUCUCCAAUUCUAUGAAAUGAAAAUAUUAAAAUAUUAAGUAAUAAUUCCAUAACGGUGUUAAAGAAUGAUUUUGUAGUUCCAAAAUUGAGAAGUUACAACUGGCGUUAAAAACUUAUUCGCGAUGACUGAUAUGUGACUUUACAAGUUUUGUUUUUAAUAUUCCGUUUGUUAAAUCACAUGAUAGCAGACGGAGCGAGCUAAGUGACUCUUGAAGGUACCGUGUGAAUCGGGCUCGUACAAGUGCUGUAACUUGUAAAAGUGUAAUCAUGAAAAAUGUGCUAAGAGUGUAUAGGACGAACUGUUGUUACUAUCUUAUAGUGCUAUCACUACGUUGCUGUACUUGAUCGCUGAUCUGUAGUUUAAGGACUGAGAAUGGUAGUUCAGAGGUAAAGUAGUAAAGAUUCACCGUGGAGCAUCUGGUUGGAGGCGGUGGCGCGGGCGGCCUGCUGCCCGGCGCCUCGCCUGCCCAGCACCCGCCAAACAUGUUGCAGCCCAUGGAAGAAAUGAUACUACCUCCAAAACGUCAAGCUGUUGUUGAUCGUCUAAGAAGGAGGAUAGAGACAUACAGACGCCGUCAGUCGGAAUGUGUGCCAAGGUUCGAUCAGUCGUUCAGCGGCGCAUGUGAACAGCAAAACUUGGAGACGAGUGCACUCCAGAAGAGGUUUCUUGAAGGCAAGGCCAAACGGCAAGCGAAGAAGACAGACCGAAAACCAGACCUGCCAUCCAUAAGCAGCAACCUACAUAGCAGCGUGCAUGUGAGCUGUCAACAAAAAUUUGGGUGUGGUGAUUAUGAACCACCUGCAAAACUACAAUGCGGAGGAAAUGCUGGCGUAAAUGGAGCUGGUGAGGCUCUUACGAAGUUCUCCGUGGAAAUUGUGCAGCAGCUGGAGUUCACGACGUCUGCGGCGGACUCGCAACCGCAGCAGAUAUCCACGAAUGUAACCGUAAAAGCUCUAGCCAAUGCGGUGAAAACGUCCGGAUCCCCGCCGCCACAACAGCAACCUCCUCGAAUACCAACCCCACUAGACUGCGAAAGGGAAUGCAAAGCAGAAUGUAAAUCAGAGGUAGCUGACGAUGAAUUUGUUGGGCUCGACGAGUGUGCUGCUGCUCUGGAGCGAGAUGCGGCCUCCUCUUUCCCUGGCUUGGCGGAGCUGAUAGGCGAAGACGACGGCGAUGAUACAUUCGAAGAUCUCAUUACCGAAAUAUCGGAAUACCCUGAGUUCAUGAAAGAUUUUGAUCUGGAUGCGGGGAAGUUGAAUGGGGGUAAUAUUGGUAGUCUCGAACCGUCGGAAGGAGAACCGGCACCGAGGCCGUAUGGGGCUGGGGAGAUGUCGCCGGCGGCUCAGACGCUUAAGCAUAUGGCGGAACAGCAUCAGCAGGCGACCGGUGGUGAUUGGGCGCGGUACAGGGGCUACGGCAACUACCGCCCUGGACCGAGACCUACACAACCCUCGAUGGACCACUUGCACAUGUCCCAACAGCAGCAGUUACAUCUUUCGCAACCUCAUCAUAAUCUGCAGGUAUCCGCAGCUCAGCAUAUGCAAGUCAGUGGUGGGAGUGGUCACGUUUCAGCGGCUGCCCAGCAGGGACUGUACGCCACCUUCCACAACCAGAACCCAUCACCUCAGCAUCAUCAAGGAAGCAACUGUGAUACGUACAACGUGUCGCAGUCGCAGAGUAUGAGCUUCUCGCAGGGCAUGCGAGCUCGACCCUCGGCGCCUGCGCAGCCAGCCCCUGGCCCUCAGACGCCUCUUGGCAUAGCAGCUGCCGGAAUAACCCGCGAGCAACAAGCCAAGAUGUUGCAGCAGCAGCAACAACAAAUGUUGCGAGCGCAGCAACAGCAGAUGCGUCCACCUCCGCCCGAGUACAAGGCUCGUUUCGUGACGUCAGGCGUAAGGCGGGCUGCGCCCCCCCGCGCCUUUCCCCCCCACGCGAGGCAUUAUUCGCCCGAUUGGAGGCAUGUGCUGAUACAGCAGCAGCAGUCGGCGAGACAACAGUUUCCGCAUCAUCAUCAAGCUGGCUUUAAUAUGGGAAACAUGGGUGGUAUGGGCAAUGUAAGUGGCGUGAGCAGUAUGUCGCAGCAACAGCAAAUGCAGAUGCAGCAAGCGCGACUGCAGCAGCAGCAGCAACUUAUGCAGCAUCAACAACAGAGGACGUCCAGCCAGCAACAGGCGCCGAUGACGCAUCUCAUCAUGCAGCAGAACCAAAUGAUGAGUGUUCAGGGACAGAUGCCGAACAUACACAUGAACCAGUCGCAGAGUAUGUCGAUGCAGGGCGGCAUGGGCAUGGGCAACCACCAGAACAUGCAGAACGGGAUGCAAAUGCACUCGCAGAACAUGAACUCGAUGGUCUCUCAGAACGGGUUAAACCAAAACAGCUUCCCUUCGCUGCAGUCGUCCUUCUCGGGGCAGACGGCGGACUUCAACCUCGACUUCUUGGACAAUCUGCCUUCUUCGGACACGAGCAACCUGACGGCACAGGAGCUGCUCAACUCGCUGGACAAUUCGUUCUUAAACGACAUACUGUAAGGUCGCCGGCUUCGGAUAGUUAAUGUAGUUAGAAAUUUUGAGAAUCACGUCUAAGUUAAUGGCUGGGCGAAACGAAGUACCGGUCCGUCUCUUUUCAUCCCGCUGUGAACGCAAUGCGAUGGAAAGAGACGAAUGAUUGCUUUCGACGUACAAUGUUAUACUGAUUUAGAGUUUAUCAACGGUUUUUUAAUAAGCGUGAAAUAUUUGUAUGAACGCCCUCUGGUGGUGAAAUGUACUCAAUGAUUCAUAUCACAAUUCUCUAAAGCAAAUCGUAUGCGUAAAAAGAUAUUAUAAUUGCGAAUUGCUUUUCAGAGUUGUUUGUUAUCAAUGAAAAUAACAGACUAAGGUAAUAAAUGUUAGCAAUAUGCAAUGAAUUUCGAAGCCAUUAGCUCGGACGCUCGAAAAGCUGCCGUCGGCUAUUGAAAUAGCAAAUUCGUGACCAAUAAAUUGUUGACCAAAGUUAAACGUGAAUUUUUCACCGGAUUUCGUAAUCUAAACGUUAACGUAGCGUUCUUCCUAAAUCUUUAAAUGUUUUACGACAUUUUGUUUUAUAGACUAUUUAUUGUAAUUAGUGUUCGGUGCGAGGACGCACUUGUAUAGAAAUUGUAUAGAUUUUUGGUGAAGUUUACUUACGGCGUCGUCCGGCUGAAGCGUUGCCAUCUUUCAGUUUUCCAUUUUUGCGGUAGAUUUUUUUAACUGUAUACUAUUUAUUGUUAAUAUAGGCGUAAGAUAGCACAAAAGACAUUCAAUAAAUUUUAUUUACAUCGAAAUACAUUUAUUUAUGACAGUUUGGGGCAAUAUUUUAUCUAGCAGUGUGUUCGUUUCGACCUCCUUUCGAGAUCAUGCAGUCCGCCUUCGAAUGGCCCAAAAUGUAGCGAACGUACAUUUAAAUGGUGUAAGCCCGAUCGACCGAUUUGGGAGCCGCUCGGAGCUUCAAUAUUUUGACAAAAAUCCUUGGUAUAUUAUAUUAGACAAUCUGACAUUUCCUCUUCUAUUUAUGUGGGUAGUUUCAGUGAUACCGAUCUGACUACCCUCCAUUUGUCCUAUUAACUAAUUAUGAAUUUAUAACAGUCAAAAUUUUCGGCCAUUGCAAAUUUUGAGUGGCUCUCGAAUUGAAACGGAGUAUCGGGCGAUAGUUUAUCAUUCCUGUACCUAAGAUGUAAUUAGUUCUACUGUGAUGGUCUCAGUGGUGAAUAGGUUAAUCAAAUAUUGUUAUUGUUAAGAUCUCAUGUAUCAUUUAGGGGUGAGGUUUUGGAAAUCUGGAUUUUUUUUUGACAUUUUCAUAUUUGAAACUGCCUUAUUAUUUAUAAAGCUCUCUUUAAACAAUAGAUGUUGACAUUCCAGAGCCAUUGUUAACAAUGUUUUAACUUUAGGACCAAUUUUUGAAUGUUCUUUUAAAAAUAAUAUUACAUAUUGAAA